AUGGCAACCACUAAAAGAUCGGCCAAGAAAAUAAAAGCAGGACCGACUAAAGUAAGUUUGUCUCAUACUAUAAGUUGAUACUGUUAUAAACUGCCACAUUAUUUAUAGAAAUCGACAUUUUAUUUUUGUUAUCAUUUCUUUCAGGACGAAAUCGGAGACACCCCAGCCGACUUUAUAGCCGUGGCAGCUCGAGUCACUUCUUCAUCAGCACGGCACGUUCAGUUCGAAUCCGUAAUGAAUACGUCCCGUCUAGCGAUGACCGCCUUCAUGGAGCUACGCGACAAAGACGACGGUCGACUACCAGUACCAGUCUUGGACAAGAAGCGAAUCAAGUUGAGUACGAAGAUAUCCGGAGACAAAGACUUUUACAACGCCACCUAUCUGUCGCUGAACAACGAGGACUACAUCAUAGCACAAGGACCACACAAGGACAAUGUGGGACAGAUGUGGCGGAUGGUGUACCAGGACGGCUGUCAGUUGGUGGUGUGCACGGUGGAUGAGAAGUCGUUCUCAGACUCCGAUCGUGCCAAAGUUUUCAACUUCUUCCCCUCAGGCGAAGGCAAAAGCGUACAGUUCUUGGGAUCACGCUACACCGUGAAGUGCAACAAGAAGCAGGAUCAAAAAGGUUUCGUCAUCUACGAUCUGACAUUAACAUCCACCGAUCAGUACGAACGAAAUGAAGAAGCCGAGAAGGAAGGAGAUGAUAAGACAAGAUCAAUAACUUUGAUUCAUGUUUAUGAUUGGAAGAACGAUCAAUGGCCGAAUUUGGACAUGCUAGCCACCGUGCUAAAGGCGACCUGGGAGGCGGAACAAAAGAUUGUGAAGAAUGUCAGUGAUGAAUAUAUACCACCGGUCGUUUUUGUGGGACAUCAUGGAGUCAACCGGUAGGUUAUUGAAGUGUUUUUAAAAUUUUUAAAUUUGCCAAAGUUAAAACCAAAAAAUUCAAAAAUUUUUCUUUCAGCUCAUGCGCAAUGUGGGUGAUGUUAAUGACAUCAAAGCAGUGCGAACGCCGCGAUUCGUUCGAUAUCGACCAAAUAAUGAAGCAGCUGGUUCGAGUACGACCUGGUGCUUUCAACGAUAGAGCGACGUUUUUUGUCACGUACGCUAUGGCAUUCAAACUGGCUAUGAGUAGUGGUUGGAUGACCAGUGAGGUGAGAAACAAUAUUAUUUUUGAGAUUUAAAGUUUUGAAAUGGUAAAAAACGUUUGGAAUAUGAUGGAAAAUAGAAACAGGAUUAGUUACAACCUAUUUUUGUUUUGUCGGUCUAUAAGUUUAGGGAAAACGGCACGGUGCAAUGAUUUUUGGCUUGAGAAGCAGAAAAAUUUUAAAAUAUAAGGCUGUUCAAAAAAUUCUGCGCCCCUUGGAAAACAAAUUCUUGGAGUGAGAGGCACAGAAUUAUGUAAACAUCUAUAUAUUAAGUUGUUCAAAAAAUUCUGAGCCAUCUUUCAAAGCAAAUCUUCGGGAUUAGGUGGCGUAGAACUUUUUAAACAACCUGAUAUACUUUGCACAGUGCAAAAGUGUCAUAUCUUUUUUGAGAAAACUUUUGAAAAUAUGAUUCUUGUGAUAGUAGAAGACUACAUAAUCAAUAAAAUUUUAAUUUUUUCAUUUUCAGGAAGGAAAACAACGAGUAUCGGAUAUUCAAGACGGCUACAAGAAGUUGGCCAAAUAA
Messenger RNA from Bursaphelenchus okinawaensis, 1668 nucleotides. Lineage: Eukaryota; Metazoa; Nematoda; Chromadorea; Rhabditida; Aphelenchoididae. The record is from the annotation of a GenBank genome assembly.